This is a messenger RNA of Pistacia vera, 626 nucleotides long. Its product is annotated as acyl-coenzyme A thioesterase 9, mitochondrial-like. NCBI's taxonomy places the organism in Eukaryota, Viridiplantae, Streptophyta, Magnoliopsida, Sapindales, Anacardiaceae. The record is from RefSeq and is a predicted model, not a curated record. Gene Ontology annotation, molecular function: fatty acyl-CoA hydrolase activity. The transcript has 2 exons. The coding region runs from base 60 to 626 and encodes 188 amino acids. Gene Ontology annotation, biological process: acyl-CoA metabolic process.
UCAUCAAUCGAAGUCAACGCUCAUAAUUCUGACAAACCCAUUUCCACAAACCCACCAAAAUGGAGUUCAACAAUUCCUUAUCUCCAAAAACCAUCCCUGUUUUCUCAACAUUUGCUUCACCAUUCGACAAGUCUUCUCCAGACCCCAAAGCCAACAAAAAGCCCAUAAGUUUAUGGCCUGGAAUGUACCAUUCACCUGUCACAAAUGCUUUGUGGGAAGCAAGGUCUCAAAUUUUUGAAACACUCCUUGACCCACCAAAAGAUGCUCCCCCACAAAGUGAAUUGCUCACCAAAACUCCUUCACAAAGCAGGACCAGUAUUUUGUAUAACUUCUCUAGUGAUUAUACUUUAAGAGAGCAAUAUAGAGAUCCUUGGAAUGAGGUCAGGAUUGGGAUGUUGCUUGAGGAUCUUGAUGCUUUGGCCGGUACCAUUUCGGUUAAGCAUUGCUCCAAUGAUGAUAGCAUCACAAGGCCGCUUUUAGUGGUUACUGCUUCAGUUGACAAGAUUGUACUGAAGAAGCCGAUUAGUGUUGACUUCGAUCUGAAAAUAGUUGGUACUGUCAUAUGGGUUGGUCGGUCAUCGAUUGAAAUUCAGCUUGAUGUCAUUCAGUCCACAAAAGGUAGUUAA